Messenger RNA from Phalaenopsis equestris, 1078 nucleotides. Its product is annotated as ATP synthase subunit delta, chloroplastic-like. Gene Ontology annotation, molecular function: proton-transporting ATP synthase activity, rotational mechanism. The record is from RefSeq and is a predicted model, not a curated record. Bases 252 to 887 code for a protein of 211 amino acids. NCBI's taxonomy places the organism in Eukaryota, Viridiplantae, Streptophyta, Magnoliopsida, Asparagales, Orchidaceae. Gene Ontology annotation, cellular component: chloroplast thylakoid membrane. The transcript has 2 exons. Gene Ontology annotation, biological process: photosynthetic electron transport in photosystem I; photosynthetic electron transport in photosystem II; proton motive force-driven ATP synthesis.
GAGCGCUUUAAAAUUGAGAUGGGAAGUUUGCGGUCGUGAGGGCUCUCAGCGGAUCCUCUCUGACCUUCAAUUUAUGAGCAUUAUCUGCUCGCCUUAUCCUCUUCUACCAAUUCCCUGAGUAUAUAUGUGGCCUUCGUGCUCUCUACACAAGCCCCCCCUCCUUUCUUUCUGCUUCUCUUCUCUUCUGAACUGGAGGUCUAGAGGAGUACACGCACAGCUACUGAAGAGCAGUCUGUUUCUCUUAUCUGCAGAUGAGCCUUUUAAACCACUGCGCAACCUCCGGCGGACAGCCGCCGAGCUUCCUUCUAAAGGGGACCGGAAACCACGAAUCUAAUCACCACCACCCAAAAUCUCUUCCAUUGCAUGGAACUCAUACUAAGAAGCUCCAAAACCCAAAUUCAACUAUAAACAGAACUUCACCAACCAUGACCAUUAAUGGAGAAGUUGUAUCUUUGCCAGAGGAACUAACUAAAGCCAGUUUUAUGGGCAAGCAGCAAGGCAUUGAAGAGCUUUCUCAGCUUCUCUCUAAAAAUGAUUACAACAAACAUUCGAUGGAGUUUGAGCCCUUCUUUAUGGGACCUCUGGUUCAGUUUGACAAUGAACCUUCGGGUGAGAAGAAGGUUGCGCUUGCUGUGUCUGUUUCUUCUGCUUUGAAGCUUGAUGAAAGGCAGGUUAGUUUGAUUGCUAGAAAAAUGAAGAGGCUGACUGGUUUUACAAAUUUGAAGUUGGAGAACAUUAUUGAUCCUACACUUAUUGCUGGAUUUGUGAUCAGCUAUGGUGAUGAUGGGUCCAAUGUAAUUGAUCUCAGUGUGAAGGGUCAGCUGGCUAAUUUGGCUUCGCGGGCUGAUGAUUUUGAUAAAUGGAUCCCUAGCCAUGAUGAGAGAUGAGUUUUGUCUGGAUUGUUUGGUCUUUAUGCUUUGUUUGAGCUGUUAAGUUUUGACACCAGGAUGUUGAGAUUGUUUGCCAUAAGGGAAGUAUGACUUUGAGUGAUUUUAUUUAUUUAAGGGAGAGAUUAGGAUUUAGUAUUAAGACCUCCAUGUUUAUUAGAGAUUUUCAUGAAGCUAUAUGUUAAAGGUAA